UUAUGCUGACGGAGUGGAACCAGCAGCGCCAGUAUGGUGCUGCUGGAGAGUGAGCAGUUCCUGACGGAGCUGACCAGGCUGUUCCAGAAAUGCCGGUUGUCGGGCAGCGUGUUCAUCACCCUGAAGAAGUAUGAUGGUCGAACUAAACCCAUUCCAAGGAAGGGUUCUGUGGAGGGCUUUGAGCCCUCAGACAACAAGUGUCUGUUAAGAGCUACUGAUGGGAAAAAGAAGAUCAGCACUGUGGUAAGCUCCAAAGAAGUGAAUAAGUUUCAGAUGGCUUAUUCAAACCUAUUGAGAGCUAACAUGGAUGGGCUGAAGAAGAGGGACAAAAAGAGCAAGAGUAAGAAGAGCAAAGCAGCGCAGUGAAGAGCACCAGAUUUCCUGCUUUCACCAGUUAACCACUGAAUUGCUAUUUUUCCUUUGGUUUUUACUUUUGGCCACAAAGCUGGGUUUCUGAUUCCCCUACAAUAACUGUUUUCAUGUGAGAUUAGGGUCAUUUUUGGAUGGAAGAAGGGCUGCAGUGUUUACAGGGUAGUUACAAGAAGCCAGUUUAUUUUAUAUCUGGCUAAGUGAUCUGUGUUGUAUGGUUGUAUGUUUCUGGAUAAUAGUUUACAGUCUCUGUAGCCGUCUGUGAAGAGCACUGUAUCAUUAAACCUGUAUUUAUCAGUA
Molecule: messenger RNA, 669 nt
Organism: Mesoplodon densirostris (Blainville's beaked whale)
Lineage: Eukaryota; Metazoa; Chordata; Mammalia; Artiodactyla; Ziphiidae
Product: signal recognition particle 14 kDa protein
Exons: 1
Coding region: 34-366 (110 amino acids)
Biological process (GO): SRP-dependent cotranslational protein targeting to membrane
Cellular component (GO): signal recognition particle, endoplasmic reticulum targeting
Molecular function (GO): 7S RNA binding; endoplasmic reticulum signal sequence receptor activity
Source: RefSeq, a predicted model, not a curated record